AUGUACCUAUAUUUAGCUAGCAAGAUUAAGUUGCAGAGGCUUCAGGCAGGGCAAAGCACAUUGGUCUGCCUUUUUCACAGACAGACCUCUGGGCAGAAAACAGCUAAAGCCUUCUGCUCCCUCCCCUUUCCCGAGUAUUUGCGAAAUGGAUUCCCAAAGGGAACUCACUGAAGAGCUCAGGCUUUACCAGUCCACCCUUCUUCAGGACGGCCUCAAGGAACUCCUCGAAGAGAAAAAGUUUAUAGAUUGCUCUCUAAAAGCUGGUGAUAGAAGCCUGCCUUGCCACAGGUUGAUUCUGUCGGCAUGCAGCCCUUAUUUUCGUGAGUAUUUCUUAUCAGAGCAAAAUGAAGAGAAAAAGAAGGAGGUAGUUCUGGAUAACGUUGACCCCAGCAUCCUGGAUAUGAUUGUCAGAUACCUUUAUUCAGCAAGUAUUGAUCUUAACGAUUCCAACGUGCAAGAUAUUUUUGCUUUGGCCAGUCGCUUUCAGAUCCCUUCUGUGUUCACCGUGUGCGUCUCCUAUCUUCAGAAGAGGCUGGCGGUGGGGAACUGUCUGGCCAUCCUCCGACUGGGCGUUCUGCUUGAUUGCCCAAGACUUGCAUUUUCCGCCCGUGAUUUUGUCUCGGAUCAUUUUGUGCAGAUCUGCAAGGAAGAGGACUUCAUGCAGCUUGCCCCGCAUGAACUUAUCUCAGUCAUUUCACCUGACAGCUUAAACGUAGAGAAGGAAGAACUGGUAUUUGAAGCGGUAAUGAGAUGGGUGCGAACAGACAAGGAGAACAGAGUAAAGAGCCUGGGGGAAAUUUUUGACUGCAUACGCUUUCGUCUUAUGCCAGAGAAAUAUUUCAAAGAACAUGUUGAGAAGGAUGAUAUAAUUAAAAGCAACUCAGACCUUCAGAAAAAAGUAAAGAUUAUUAAGGAUGCUUUUGCUGGAAAACUGCCUGACUCUAGCAAGAGUACGGAAAAGUCAACCAAGGGGGAGGUGAACGGUGAUGUAGGAGAUGAAGAUUUACUGCCUGGCUACCUCAAUGACCUUCCCAGGCAUGGCAUGUUUGUCAAAGACCUAAUCCUUCUGGUUAAUGACACUGCUGCGGUAGCGUAUGAUCCUCUUGAAAACGAAUGCUACCUAGCAGCCCUGGCAGAGCAGAUUCCCAGAAAUCAUUCCAGUAUAGUCACCAAACAAAAUCAGGUCUACAUUGUUGGAGGACUGUAUGUGGAAGAGGAGAACAAGGAUCAGCCUUUCCAGUCGUACUUCUUCCAGCUGGAUAGCAUCGCUGGUGAUUGGGUUGCCCUCCCUCCGCUGCCGUCAGCCAGGUGUCUCUUCGGGCUGGGGGAGUCAGACAACAAGAUCUAUGUGAUUGCAGGCAAGGACCUUCGCACCGAGGAGUCUCUAGAUUCAGUAUUGUGCUAUGAUCCUGAGGCAAUGAAAUGGGGUGAGAUCAAAAAACUACCCAUCAAAGUAUAUGGCCAUGCUACUAUCUCAAACAAUGGCUUGAUAUAUUGUCUCGGCGGAAAAACUGACGAUAAGAAAUGCACUAAUAGACUGUUUGUAUACAAUCCCAAGAAAGGAGACUGGAGAGACCUGGCUCCAAUGAAAGUGGCUCGCUCGAUGUUUGGAACGGCUAUCCAUAAGGGCAAGAUUGUCAUUGCAGGUGGUGUCACUGAAGAAGGCCUCACUGCAUCUGUUGAAGCUUUUGACCUGACCACCAAUAAAUGGGAAGUUAUGCCCGAAUUUCCCCAAGAGAGAAGCUCCAUCAGUUUAGUCACCUUAGGUGGAGCUUUGUAUGCGAUUGGAGGCUUUGCAAUGAUUCAGCUCGAAUCUAAGGAAUUUGCACCCAGUGAAGUCACUGACAUAUGGAAGUAUGAUGAUGAAAAGAAGGAAUGGAUUGGCAUACUGAAAGAGAUCCGAUAUGCUACUGGAGCCUCCUGCCUGGCUACACGCUUGAACCUCUUCAAGUUAUCAAAACUGUAAACAAAAUGCUGGAAAA
Messenger RNA from Mesitornis unicolor (brown roatelo), 1982 nucleotides. RefSeq names its product kelch-like family member 41 (gene KLHL41). Gene Ontology annotation, molecular function: protein binding. Lineage: Eukaryota; Metazoa; Chordata; Aves; Mesitornithiformes; Mesitornithidae. The transcript is spliced from 6 exons. Bases 146 to 1966 code for a protein of 606 amino acids. The record is from RefSeq and is a predicted model, not a curated record.